AAGUACAUAUAUACUCACGUUCUCUUUCGCAAAAUAUCCACUUCGACAGUCUUCUUCUUCAAUCGAUCUUGAUAUCUGUCUUUUUUCCUCCCAAAAUGGCCCUUCAAGCUGCUUCUUUGGUCUCCUCUGCUUUCUCUGUUCGAAAAGAUGGAAAACUGAAUGCUUCUUCAUCAUCCUUCAAGGACUCGAGUCUUUUUGGUGCCUCCAUUACAGAACAUGGCUCUUUCUCAUUUAGAUUCAAGAGAGAACAUAGCUCGAGGAAUGUGCUCGCAGUUCGUGCCCAAACAGCUGCAACUUCAAGCCCCUCGGUCACAAAAUCUUCAUCUGGCGGCAAGAAAACGUUGAGGAAAGGUACCGUGGUGGUCACGGGAGCCUCGUCAGGGUUAGGUUUAGCCACGGCCAAAGCUCUUGCCGAGACAGGUAAGUGGCACGUGAUAAUGGCGUGCAGGGACUUUCUUAAAGCCGAGAGAGCCGCUAAAUCCGCAGGGAUGCCUAAAGACAGCUACACGGUGAUGCAUUUGGACUUAGCCUCGUUGGACAGCGUGAGACAGUUCGUUGAUAGCUUCAGGAGAUCGGAGAUGCCUCUCGAUGUUUUGGUCUGCAACGCUGCGGUUUAUUUCCCUACAGCUAAAGAACCUACUUACAGUGCAGAAGGGUUUGAGCUUAGUGUUGCCACGAAUCACUUGGGACAUUUUCUUCUCUCGAGGUUGUUGCUUGAUGACUUGAAGAAGUCUGAUUACCCUUCAAAGCGUCUCAUUAUCGUCGGUUCCAUUACCGGGAACACCAAUACAUUGGCUGGUAAUGUUCCACCGAAGGCGAAUCUAGGCGAUCUGAGAGGUUUAGCGGGUGGACUGAACGGAUUAAACAGCUCGGCGAUGAUUGAUGGUGGAGAUUUUGACGGUGCAAAGGCUUACAAAGACAGCAAAGUGUGCAACAUGUUGACGAUGCAAGAGUUUCACAGGCGUUACCAUGAAGAAACUGGAGUCACAUUCGCUUCGCUUUACCCUGGUUGCAUUGCCUCUACGGGUCUAUUCAGAGAGCACAUUCCGCUGUUCCGUACACUCUUCCCUCCGUUUCAGAAGUACAUCACUAAAGGUUAUGUCUCCGAGACAGAGUCUGGCAAAAGACUUGCUCAGGUGGUGAGUGAUCCGAGCUUGACGAAGUCAGGGGUUUACUGGAGCUGGAACAAGGCUUCGGCGUCUUUCGAGAACGAGUUAUCAGAAGAAGCAAGCGAUGUUGAGAAGGCUCGUAAAGUGUGGGAGAUCAGUGAGAAGCUCGUUGGGUUGGCUUAAUGACACUUGGAAUCUCUUCUUUCUGAUGAGAUCAUGUUGUGCCAAAUGAUGAAAUACCUAGAGGAUGUUCUGGAUUUUUAGAUGUCUGAUUCUGUUGAGGAAUUUUUCGUUAGUGUAUGUUGAGUGUAGAUCUGUUUGGCUUGUAGCCCCAUAAUAAAGAACAGCAUCAAUCAAACACCAA
Molecule: messenger RNA, 1473 nt
Organism: Brassica oleracea var. oleracea
Lineage: Eukaryota; Viridiplantae; Streptophyta; Magnoliopsida; Brassicales; Brassicaceae
Product: protochlorophyllide reductase B, chloroplastic-like
Exons: 4
Coding region: 96-1292 (398 amino acids)
Molecular function (GO): protochlorophyllide reductase activity
Source: RefSeq, a predicted model, not a curated record